CCCCCCGCAGACGUUCUUGAAAACAAAACAUGAUGUUCGUCAAGACGCUCGUCCUCGCCGCCCUCCUCGGCGCCGCCGCCGCGCAGAGCAGCUCGGCCGCCGUGCCCACGAGCACCGCCGGCAUCGACCCCUGCAUCCUCUCCUGCCUCCAGAGCGCCGUCUCCGCUAACACCUGCUCCAGCGCCACGGACCUCGCCUGCGUGUGCUCGUCCACCGCGUUCCAGGAGGCGGCCGCCGAGUGCCUCGCGAGCAAGUGCACCACGGCCGAGCAGCAGGCCGCCCUCGCCCUCCAGUCAGCAGAGUGCGCCGCCGCGUCCUCAUCCUCCGCGACCUCUGCUGCGUCGUCGGGCGCAUCCUCGGCGUCGUCGGGCGCGUCCUCCGGUGCCGCAUCCACAUCCGCCUCCACCACACCGACGACGAGCAAGAGCGCCGGCGCGGCGGUGCGUCUGGAGCGCGGCGCCGUCGUGGGCGUGCUCGUCGCGCUUGCGGGCGUCGGCGCCGGCGCGGCGCUGGUGCUGUGAGCGGCAGCCGCGCUGGCGAUGUCGAUGAGGGCGGAUGUGACUCGAGAGAGGCUGUGCGCGCAGGACAGCAGCGAUGCAGAUGCAGACGGAGAGGGAGGCGGAGAUCAAUUUUAAUAUCAAUAUGUGGACGUGGACGUGGAUGUGGAUAUGAAAACGGACGUGGGCCUGGACGUGGAUGGCGGGCGCGGGUGCAUCAUUGCUGUAUGUCUGUGUGUAUACCAGCUGCCCUGUACCGGCAUGUGAUAUGUGAGGCCUUCGGGAUGCAGGAUC
Messenger RNA from Postia placenta MAD-698-R-SB12, 791 nucleotides. RefSeq lists its product as hypothetical. The transcript is spliced from 5 exons. Lineage: Eukaryota; Fungi; Basidiomycota; Agaricomycetes; Polyporales; Adustoporiaceae. The record is from RefSeq and is a predicted model, not a curated record. The coding region runs from base 30 to 521 and encodes 163 amino acids.